AUGGCUUUCAUUAGAGCGUGGUUUUGUUUUUCUUUAACACUAACAUUCUUUACAAUAAAUGUGGAUUGUUUAUUUUUUAAAUCGUCAUCUGAAAUCGGAAUAAAUGGUCUAAGAAAAGCACCAAGGUGGAACUUUCCUUUCCUGGGACUGGGUCUGAGAUGUAACGGAUGUCCGCCGCGGGGCUGCGAAGACGACGAGGCGAUCAUCCACGGUUACUGUUGCGGCUGCGCUUACCCAUUGGAUAAGCUGCCGGUGCUGUGUCCGGAGUUUUUGCAGUGUCCACUCAACAUGCACGGCCUUUGUCACGACUACGAGUACAUGAUGAGGUGUUGCUGUUAA
Messenger RNA from Parnassius mnemosyne (clouded apollo), 339 nucleotides. The record is from the annotation of a GenBank genome assembly. Lineage: Eukaryota; Metazoa; Arthropoda; Insecta; Lepidoptera; Papilionidae.